Dufourea novaeangliae is the source of this 2118-nucleotide messenger RNA. RefSeq lists its product as uncharacterized. Lineage: Eukaryota; Metazoa; Arthropoda; Insecta; Hymenoptera; Halictidae. The transcript is spliced from 11 exons. Bases 1 to 2097 code for a protein of 698 amino acids. The record is from RefSeq and is a predicted model, not a curated record.
AUGGAGGAUCAAAGUAUUUUAACAUCAAAAGCAUAUAAACGAGUUGAAGCAAAUUUAAAGGAUAAAUUAAAACCAACAUUUCUGAAAACUUAUCCACAUCAUUUGAUGCCAGGAUACAAUUUACAUAAUGAUUUUUCUGUUGAUGACUUUGAUUUGGAAAAUGUUGUGGGACAGUAUCAAGAUUAUCCAUAUCACUGUGAUCUACCAAGACCUUUGCUGCCUCCUGUUAAGUUACCAAGAAAUGUGUUAAAUGAAGAGGAUCCUGCACUGGAACUACUUAGUCUUAAGAAUCAUAUAAAUGAUGACAUGCAGAGGCUAAAGCAGUAUUAUAUUAAACAUGAAAAAGAAUUAGGACGCACAUGUAAAAAAGAUAUUAAAUGGCAGCACACAAAAGAAGCAAUUACUGCAAAAGUGCCUAAAUAUGUAGCAGAUAUAGCAGAAAUUAUGAACAUGGAUCCAGAUCCAUAUUUUGAAGGGGCUUAUAAUUGGUAUUUUACUGGUGGAUGUGUAAUUCAUGUGCGAUUGAAUAACAAAAGUGUCUUACUUUUUCCAUUCAUGGGUGAAUUAGUUGCUGCACCUAUUAAUAAUGUUGAAGAAUUUUUAUGGAAACCAGUGUUUCAAAAGGCAACUAAAUGUAAACUUGAUGGUCCAUUAUUUGAAUUAAAACACAAUAUCAAUGUUAAUACAAACACAAUUCUGGGUAGAUACAAAAAUCAUUGUAAUUUUUAUAUGCUAUCUGAACGUGACACCAAAUUCAGACUUGCUGAAAUCCAUCGGCAACCAUCAAAAGUUCCAUAUGUUAGCGCAGAUUUAAGUUCAAUUAAUACCAAUCAGUAUUGUACAGUAAAUAUAGAAAGAUGUGUGACAUUGUGGGACAUCACUAAAUUGAAGUAUGUGAGUCGUAACACUGUAAUGCAAACUACAGUAGUAGACGAUUCAUGGGGAAGUAUAAAAUUUGAUAUGUUAGAUCCAAAUGUUAUUUUAUUUGUAGAUAGGUGCUGUCUGAAUUAUCUGGAUGUAAGGAUUCCAUUUGAUCGACCAGCAUUAUCAUUAUGUCCAAAAUCAGUUUUGGAGAAAUGUGAAAGCCUUACAUUAGAUAUUGAAAGUAGACAUAAUUUUUGUAGAUAUGUAGCAUCUUAUCAUAAUGUUUUGAUGUGUGAUAAACGUUCCCCAAAACAAUGCGUGCAACAGAAGUGGACGCAUCAAUUUAAAAGUCCACCACUACUGGGUCAAACUAUAGAUAGAGAAGGCACGGAAUUUAUCGUCUUGACUAGUCAAGUACCCACUGAAAGUAUAAUAAUUUUAAAUACUUGGACAAGUAGUGAGACUUCACAUUCCUUUAAUUUUCCGUUUACUCCGCCUCAUGUUACGAAAACACUCAAUGAAUCUCAACUUCAAGGAAUGUCUUUAAACCCAUAUUUAAGAAACAGAUUUGAAUUAUGUAAUGUUGGAUCUGCACUUAUAAAAAACGAAGCUGAAAAUAUAUUUCUAUUUCUUCAGAAUUCAGUUGGAGACAUGUAUUAUCAAUGUAUAACACACGAGGCUAUAUUAGAUAAAUAUUCACCUAUUAAUUGCAAGUCAUAUUGCAUAUUGAAUAAUUGGGAAAAUGCAGUGUCUUCACAAGCAGAGACAAUAGUACCGCUUACAGUUUCUGAAAAAUCAAACAUGCAACAUGUCUAUGAAUGUUUUACUAACAGAAAGUUACGGUUAAAAUAUAAAAAGCGUGAUUCGGAUGAUUACUAUGUACCAAGUUGGAAACAAUCCCUUGAAAAAUUGAACUGUUACAUGGAUAUUUUAGCACCAGAACUUUUGGCGGUAUGGGAAAUAUGUGAAGAAGUGCCAUUACCUCUAACAGCAGCACCUCACCAAAAGGUCUUAAGUUGGCUGGAGUCGGCAGAUACUAAAGCAUUAGUGCCUUCACAAGAAGAUUCGGAAAACGUAGCAACACCAGUUAAUACACAAGAAUUGAUAAGCGUGUCACAAGAAAUAGAUAUAACUUGUUUAGAUGACAGUAACGUUUUACAAGAGUUACUUUUACCAAAAGUUAAAUCCCGUCCGAAGAACAAAGACUCUAUUCGAAAAAGACAAAGAACAUAAAACCUGGUAAUUUAUUUACAA